AUGUCAAUAAUGCCAAUGGACGAUGAUUACCCAAUCUCUACUAUCUCCUCUCAGGAGAGUUCAACCAAUGACCUUGACACAGAUAGCAUAGACACCACAAAUACUUCAGAAAGUUCUUUAACCGAAUCUGUGGAGUCUAAAUAUAUGCCUCCUUGGACCAAGCCUUACAUUAUUGGAAUUGGAGGAGCUUCUGGUUCUGGUAAAACUAGUGUUGCUGCAAAAAUUGUGUCAUCAAUAAAUGUACCUUGGACUGUACUUAUUUCAUUAGAUAAUUUCUAUAACCCUUUAUCUCCAGAAGAACGUCAACUAGCAUUUAAUAACAAUUUUGAUUUUGAUGAUCCUGCUGCCAUUGAUUUGGAUUUAGCAUAUGAAUGCCUUUUAAAUCUGAAAGAGGGGCGUAAAACAGUUAUACCCAAAUAUAAUUUUGUUGAACAUAACCGUGUUCCAGACCAAAGCAUCACGAUAUAUGCUGCAAGUGUUAUUGUGAUAGAAGGUAUUUAUGGUCUUUUUGAUAGAAGAUUGCUAGACCUUAUGGAUUUGAAAAUAUAUGUAGAUGCCGAUCUUGAUGUUUGUUUAGCAAGAAGAUUAACAAGAGACAUUAUUUCAAGGGGUAGAGACUUAGAAGGCUGUUUGAUCUCUUGGCAAAAAUUUGUAAGACCAAACACUAUAAAAUAUGUAAGACAAACUUUACACAAUGCAGAUGUUAUAAUACCAUCAACUGGGGACAAUACAGUAGCAGUUAAUUUACUAAUUACUCAUAUAAAAACUAAGCUGGAAUUAAAAUCAAAACAACAUUUGAAAGAGUUGAUUCAUUUAGGUCUUUCUGAUACUAGAUUGAUCAAUGAAAUACCCGUAGUGCAUCAAUUAAACAAAGGACACCAAAUUAGAUCAUUAAAAACGAUGCUAUUAAACAAAAACUUAAGUCGUGCAGAUUUUAUUUUUUAUUUUGAUCGUAUUGCAUCUAUAUUAUUGUCUAAAGUAUUAGAUCAUAUGUCAUAUACAUCUAAAGUAUCUAUUGAGACUCAAAAUGGCCAUCAACUAGCUGAUCAAAUUCUUUGUAGAUUCGAUCAAAUUACUGCAGUUAAUAUUAUUCCUUCUGGAGAUUGCUUUAUGCAUUCUUUAAAAAAAACAAUCCCAAAUAUUUCUGUAAGUAAAAUAUUGAUUCAAUCGGAUUCUAAAACUGGUGAACCGCAAUUACAUUGUGAAUAUCUAGCACCUAACAUAAGCCAAUUUAAACAAGUUUAUUUAAUGGAAUCACAGAUUAUUACAGGAACAUCAAUAAUUAUGGCAAUUCGUGUAUUAUUGGAUCAUGAUGUUAAAAUAGAGAAUAUCACCAUUGUACUUUAUAUGGCCACUGAAGUUGGGAUUAAACGGAUAUUAAAUGCAUUUGGUGACAAAAUUAAUAUAUUUGUUGCUCAUUUAGUAUCCAACAAAGAUAUCCAUGAUGGUAAUAAACAAUGGGCAUUGAAAAGAUUUGUGGAUGUAAAAUAUUUUGGUUGCUGA
Henningerozyma blattae CBS 6284 is the source of this 1503-nucleotide messenger RNA. It is a transcript of the gene URK1, whose product is annotated as uridine kinase URK1. NCBI's taxonomy places the organism in Eukaryota, Fungi, Ascomycota, Saccharomycetes, Saccharomycetales, Saccharomycetaceae. Gene Ontology annotation, molecular function: ATP binding; kinase activity. The record is from RefSeq and is a predicted model, not a curated record. Gene Ontology annotation, cellular component: cytoplasm. The transcript has a single exon. The coding region runs from base 1 to 1503 and encodes 500 amino acids.